CUACGCUGUGUAAUCUUUGCUCUCACGGAAGUCCUAAUCAUCCUCAAUGGGUGGCCUAGGAUUAACGGACCUAGAUCGGGUCCUAGAGAUAGAGGAGGACGAGGAGACAGGCCGCUACUACCAUCAUCACUCCACCAAUCGAGUCAAAGCUCUUCCUCCGAUACAUCAGCAAGUUGGUGACGAUGCUCUACGUGGAGUACCACUGUCUGAUGUGGCUGCCCGGUGGUUGAUAUUUCGGGGCUCAAAAGGCACUAGUUCGACCUACAACCUGUCCCACCCUGUCAGCCACUUGGAUCUCUUUAUCAGUCACUCCUGGGCCGCUAAUGCGUUCUGGAAGCAUCUAUCACUGGUCACUGCAUAUUACAUCUACAUCGCGUAUAUAGCUCUACUCAUACUGUCUAUCUCUCUUUCCAUUAUGGUGUACUUCCUGCCAAGUCGUAGGGAGUUCGUAGCCUUCUAUGUUGAGAUAGGAGGGCUUAUGGUUGUUUGUUUCGGGGUCGCUUUUGGCUACAUCUUCCCACGGUUGUUCCGGAAGGAUCAGGUAGUCUUUCUAGACAAGUGCUGCAUCUCUCAGACUGAUAUAGAGUUGAAGAAUAUCGGAAUCCAUCAUAUCAGCUCCUUCCUGAGCAGAUCGGAUGGUCUCGUCAUACUGUGGUCGACCGAUUACUUCUCGAGGCUCUGGUGUGUCUUCGAGCUGGCGAGUUUUCUUAGAACUCACGAGCCAGGAAGAGUGACUUUCAUCUCUAUUAUUCAGACUAAAUUCAGUACUCUAGUGGCACUGUGUGAGGCUGCGAUCCUGGUGACCAUGACUUCAAUUGAUCUCUCGGCAGUGAGCAAACAGAUCGAGUCCUUUACACCUUUAAUCCUUUAUCUUUCUCUGGAAGCUGUAGUUACAAUCAUUAUUAGUACUAUUGUUUGCUUCAUAUUUGUACCAGCGAAGGCCAACUUACAGGCCCAGAUCAAUAACUUCACCGUGGCUAGUGCCCAGUGUACUUUACAGGAAGAUCGUGCAUUCAUAAGGGAGAGCAUUGCCAAGUGGUAUGGCUCAGAGGCUCAAUUCGAAGGGAAUCUCCGAGCUCAUUGGGCGGAAAUAGCUGCUACUCAAAUGCCGAUAUGGACGUUGAGCAAACGAGGUGUUUAUAUAGUAGUAGCACCCUUCAUUGCCUAUGGGAUACCAGGAUUGGCCUUCUCUUUGUCCGCAGAUGGUCUCCAUCCUGUCACAGAAUGGUGGAGGCCUUUACGAGAUAUGCUUAUACUGACGAUCAUGCUUGGGUGCCGAACUCCUUUGAUUGCUAAUGUGGCCUAUAAAAUGUAUGCGAUGAAUACACUGCAUAGUCGACUGUCGAAGGUUGUACUAUACACGGCCAUUGUUGCAUUUGGUUUAGCUUAUGAUGCUACCUUGGUUGUUGGUGGUGGAGCCGCCUUGUUCAGUAAUACUACAGGCUAUCAGAUCAACAUUCCGGAACCUUAUGGUUGGAUAUUCGUCAUACCAGUGGUCUUCGUGUUGGUCUACCUGUACAUAGCGUAUACAAGGCACACUGAUGUUACCCCAACAGCUGUUGCUGCUGAUUCAGGUCGUUCGUUUGCACAACAAUAUGCGCCUACCACUUCAUCGUCAGUGUGAAACAGAUGUUCUCUUGUUAUGGUACUCACAGCGAUUGCUGCUGCUGUGCGGGACUGGCAUGUCCAAAUCACUCUAUAUGAUUCCUACUCUAUCCUUCCUGGUCCCAACCAGCAGAUAUAGCCUCGUUG
This is a messenger RNA of Perkinsus marinus ATCC 50983, 1752 nucleotides long. RefSeq lists its product as hypothetical. The record is from RefSeq and is a predicted model, not a curated record. Bases 47 to 1624 code for a protein of 525 amino acids. The transcript has a single exon. Lineage: Eukaryota; Perkinsozoa; Perkinsida; Perkinsidae.